AUGAGUCUAAAGGCAUCACUCUCAUGUCUUACCAUGUUUAAUUGCCUGAAUUUCUUAAUGUACUAUGCGGGUUUGAAUUAAUCCGCUUCCCGGUGAAAGUAAGAAUGAAUAUACUGGGCAAAUCGAGCUGUAUAUGGAUAUAUCUCGUCUUCGUGCUGCUGGAUUGUUACUCUGAAACGGUUUCUGGGCAGCUCUCUUACUCCGUCUCAGAGGAGGUGAAUCUGGGGACUGUUGUCGGAAAUGUCGCGAAAGAUCUGAGCAUCAAUGUCCAGGAUUUGGAGCCCCGCAUGUUUCAAAUCGUUGCUGGAUCAAAGAGGAAAUAUUUCGAGGUAAAUCUAAAAACUGGAGCCCUCUAUGUUAACGGGAGAAUAGAUCGAGAGGAGCUUUGUGGUAAUGACGCCAAAUGCUCACUCAGUGUAGAAGCUGUUAUUAAUAAUCCACUGAAACUGUACCGUAUGGAAAUUACGAUUUUAGAUGUAAAUGAUAAUUCCCCUUCAUUUGAGAGUACGUUGCAAUCAAUGAACAUUACUGAGAGCACAGCGGCGGGAGCGAAAUUUCCUCUGCAUCAAGCUCAGGAUGCCGACGUGGGUAAAAACACUGUAAACACCUACAAGCUGAGUCAAAAUGAACAUUUCUCUCUUGAUGCACACAAAGUUCAGGGUGUAACUCCUGAGAUGGUGCUUCAGAAAGUUUUAGACAGGGAAAAACAGUCUGUGAUUACGCUCACAUUGACUGCCAUCGAUGGAGGAACACCUGCUAAAUCCGGAAGCAUGACAAUAAUAGUUAAUGUAUUGGACAGUAAUGACAAUCCUCCUGUUUUCAGCCAAAGGUUGUAUAAAGCCAGAGUCUACGAAAAUGUUAAAAUAGGCACAUCAAUAAUCACAUUAAAUGCGACUGAUUUAGAUGAAGGACAAAAUGGAAAAGUGAUUUAUUCAUUUAGUGAAGUUGGUCAGGGGAAACAAACUAAUUCAUUUGUUAUAGAUGAGAAAACAGGAACUGUAACGAAUAAAAGGAAUAUUGACUAUGAAGAAAGUAAUGCUUUUGAACUUCGAGUACAAGCCAAUGAUGGAGCCUCUUCCCCUCUCACGUCACAUGCCAAAUUACUGAUUGAGGUUUUAGAUGCUAAUGACAACGCACCUGAAAUUUCACUCACAUCGCUGUUGAACACUGUUAAAGAGGACGCAUCAGUUGAAACAGCCAUUGCCCUUGUUUCAGUAUUUGAUAAAGAUGGAGGUAAAAAUGGGAUGGUGACAUGUAAAAUUUCUAAUAAUGUUCCUUUUAAAUUGGAGUCAAACUACAAGAAUUCAUAUUCAUUAGUUGUGGACGGUCCACUUGACCGAGAGACUGCACCUCAGUACAACAUCAGCAUCACUGCUACUGAUGAGGGCAGCCCACCUCUCUCCAGCACGAGUGUUAUAACUGUUCAUGUGUCAGAUGUAAAUGACAACAAACCUCAGUUUUCAGAAGGUGUGAUCAACAUCUACGUGAAAGAAAACAGUCCAGUAGGAGCAGUUAUUAAAACAGUGACAGCAGCUGAUGCAGACAUUGAUCAAAAUAGUCAAGUGAGCUAUUCCUUUUUACAAAGCAGCAGUGACUCAGUGCCGUUAUCUACAUUAUUAAACAUCAACUCAGAGACUGGAGACAUAAUUACUCUGCAGUCUUUUAACUAUGAGGAGUUAAAAACAUUCCAGUUUAAAGUUCAGGCCACAGACUCUGGUGUUCCUCCGCUCAGCAGCAACGUCACUGUCAACGUUUUAGUCCUGGAUGAAAAUGACAACAGUCCCACGAUUCUCGCGCCAUAUUCUCAGCACGGCUCCGUUAACAGUGAGAGCAUCCCCUAUUCUGCUGAAGCGGGAUACUUUGUGGCAAAGAUCAGGGCUGUAGACGCAGACUCUGGAUACAAUGCGCUGCUUUCUUAUCACCUGUCUGAGCCCAAAGGAAACAACUUGUUCAGGAUCGGAACCAGCACCGGGGAGAUCAGGACUAAGAGGAGAAUGAGUGACAAUGACCUCAAAACUCACCCCUUGGUGGUCUUGGUCUCUGAUAACGGAGAGCCCUCCCUGUCAGCUACUGUGUCUGUUGAUGUGGUGGUGGUUGAAAGCACGGCUGAAAUCCAGACUCAGUUCAGACAUGUGCCUGUAAAGGAGGACAGCUUCUCGGAUUUGAACCUGUAUCUGCUGAUCGCCAUUGUGUCGGUGUCCGUCAUUUUUCUGCUCAGCCUCAUCACUUUAAUAGCAGUCAGAUGCCACAGGACAGACGGCACUUUCAGCAGGUACAGCGCCCCCAUGAUCACCACCCACCCUGACGGGAGCUGGUCUUACUCGAAAGCUACUCAGCAGUAUGACGUGUGUUUCAGCUCAGACACACUCAAGAGUGACGUAGUAGUUUUCCCCGCCCCGUUUCCACCUGUAGAUGCAGAACUGAUCAGUAUUAACGGAGGAGACACUUUUACCAGGACUCAGACUUUACCUAACAAAGAAAAGGUAAGGAAGUACUAA
Molecule: messenger RNA, 2498 nt
Organism: Pelmatolapia mariae (spotted tilapia)
Lineage: Eukaryota; Metazoa; Chordata; Actinopteri; Cichliformes; Cichlidae
Product: protocadherin alpha-10-like
Exons: 1
Coding region: 105-2498 (797 amino acids)
Biological process (GO): homophilic cell-cell adhesion
Cellular component (GO): plasma membrane
Molecular function (GO): calcium ion binding
Source: RefSeq, a predicted model, not a curated record